UUUUGUGCCUUGUGGCUUUAGUUUGAACCGGUGGUUUUUGGGUCCCUGCGGGCUCCUUCCCCUCCUACUUAAGGGCAUCUCGCAAACCCAGACUCCGUUACAGCUCACUGUCUUCCCUCUCCCUCACUCCAAUGGCAGCUAACCGCCACCUUCACCACCACCACCACCACCACCACCACCACAAUGCCGACUACCACCAAAUUCUCCUCCACCUCCUCCUCCUCCUCUCCCUCAUCACUACUCUCGCCUCCUCCGCCUCCGCCUCCGCCCCCGCCCCCGCCCGUGUCCCGGCUAUCAUCGUGUUCGGCGACUCGACGGUGGACGCCGGCAACAACAACGGCAUCGGCACCAUGCUGAAGAGCAACUUCCGGCCCUACGGCCGCGACUUCGCCGGCGGGCCUACGGGGCGGUUCUGCAACGGCCGCAUCCCCCCCGACUUCAUCUCCGAGGCCUUCGGCCUCCCGCCUCUCGUCCCCGCCUACCUCGACCCCGCCUACGGCAUCCGCGACUUCGCCCGCGGCGUCUGCUUCGCCUCCGCCGGCACCGGCCUCGACAACGCCACCUCCGACGUCCUGAAGGUGAUACCUCUAUGGAAGGAGGUAGAAUACUUCAAGCAGUAUCAACAGCGGCUGCGGCAGUACGUCGGCCUCGCGCGGGCCAAGUACAUCGUCAGCGAAGCCAUCUACAUCGUGAGCAUCGGCACCAACGACUUCCUCGAGAACUACUUCCUCUACAUCACGGGCCGGUUCGCGCACUUCAGCGUGGGCGAGUUCGAGGACUUCCUCGUCGGCCUCGCCGCAGAGUUCCUGACCGAGAUCUACCGCCUGGGCGCUCGCAAGAUAGUGUUCGCGGGGCUCAGCCCGAUGGGGUGUUUGCCGCUGGAGCGAACUACAAAUAUUUUGCACGGCGGGGAGUGCAUUGAGGAGUACAACGCGGCGGCGAGGGAGUUCAAUGCGAAGCUGCAGCAUAUGAUGGAGGAGUUGUGUGCUGCGUUGCCUGGGCUGAAGCUACGAUACACACCUGUUUACGAUAGCCUCGACUCGAUCAUUCAGAACCCUUCUGCGUAUGGUAUUGAGAAUGUGGCGGAGGGAUGUUGUGCGACAGGCAAGUUCGAGAUGGGUUACCUGUGCAAUGAAAAGAACCCCUGCACCUGCCCCGACGCCGACAAGUACUUAUUUUGGGACGCAUUCCACCCUACUGAGAAGGUCAACCGUCUCAUGGCUAAUGUCACGCUACAGACGAGCAUGAAAGAGUUCCUAUAGUUAAUAAUAAGCUACUCUUGAUUAUUGAUCAGUUGUAUAUGAUCUUACUUUCUUUUAAUAAUUUCUUAAUGAAUGAUAUGAUUAAAAAAAAAAAAAAUUACAUCAUGCAUAUAAAUGAAUGUUCGUUUUAAACCGGUUCCGGGUCACCCACGAUGAGCAAAUCUCACUCAAUCCGUUAAUGUUAGAUUUUGGUUUUGUUCUGUAUUUAUCUAAA
Molecule: messenger RNA, 1476 nt
Organism: Ananas comosus (pineapple)
Lineage: Eukaryota; Viridiplantae; Streptophyta; Magnoliopsida; Poales; Bromeliaceae
Product: GDSL esterase/lipase At4g26790-like
Exons: 3
Coding region: 132-1262 (376 amino acids)
Molecular function (GO): hydrolase activity, acting on ester bonds
Source: RefSeq, a predicted model, not a curated record